AUCAUCACAACUCCUACUACUCCAAGUUGUCCAAUUUGUUUACAAAAACCAACCGCUGCUCGUGUGACCAAAUGCGGCCAUUCUUAUUGCCUUUCAUGUAUUCUUCAUUAUUUGAUGUUGAUUGAUGAUAAGGAUAAACCUAACAAGAAAUGGCGCAAGUGUCCCAUUUGUUGGGAUGCUGUGUAUGCCAAAGAUCUCAAGAGUGUACGAUUUUGGUCCGUAAGAAAUAUUGGAAAAACCGGGGAUGGAGAAACGGUUAAGGGAGAUGAAAUGAUCACAAUGCGCCUCAUUCAACGAAAUGCUAAUUCAACGAUUGCACUUCCUCGUUCGUCAACUUGGACACUUAACAAUGACAUACUUUCGAAUUCUUCUGCACCAUGGCACUUUAUUCCUGAU
This is a messenger RNA of Racocetra persica, 396 nucleotides long. NCBI's taxonomy places the organism in Eukaryota, Fungi, Glomeromycota, Glomeromycetes, Diversisporales, Gigasporaceae. The record is from the annotation of a GenBank genome assembly.